AUGCUCAUCCUGUCCGCGUUCAUCGCCACUUUUGUCUCUGCCGCUGUUGCCGCUCCGUCUCUUGGGUCCUCCCACAAGAUCAAAGAGAGGAUUCAACCGCCUCGCGGAUGGGUCCGGCUUGAGCGGGUCCCAAGUCACAGCGUCAUCCCGCUUCGCUUUGCGCUUCCGCAACGUAACUUUGCUGAGCUCGAAAGACACCUAUACGAGAUCAGUGAUCCGGACCACGAACGUUAUGGCGCACACCUAUCCAAGGAGGAGGUUGAAGAACUUAUUGCACCUCAUCCCGAUAGUCUCACCGCUGUGAACAGCUGGCUUGUUUCCCAUGGUAUACCUGAAACGGAAUGCACCCGUUCACCGGCACAGGACUGGGUGGGUGUGAACGUCCCGGUCGCUCUCGCGGAGAAGAUGCUUGAUACGGAAUUCCAUGCUUGGAGGCAUAUCGAAACCGGCGACGAGGUCGUCCGCACGACCACUUACUCUUUGCCAGAGGAUCUCCACAACCACAUCGAACUUGUCCACCCUACGACGUACUUCAGCACUUCACGCGCACAGAAGGCGAUGUUCUUGCUCAACGACGAACAGCCCGUCGCGGUACCAGCAAAUGCUCCAAGGAUCAAGGUACCUGGGUCAGACGUGACUGUUGAUCCGAGCUGCAAUAGCACCAUCACCGUUAAUUGCAUUAAGGAGCUCUACAAUGCCGUUGGUAUUGAACCAUCUGCAACGAACGGCAACGAGGUGGCGGUGACGGGGUACCUCGGGCAAAAUGCCAACAUCCAGGACCUACAGACCUUUUACUCGCAACAAGUCCCUCAAGCGGUCAACUCGUCCUUCAAGAGUGUCCUUAUCAAUGGUGGAGUCAACAACCAGACACUCGACGAGGCUGGUGCGGAGGCCAACCUCGAUACGCAGUUUGCCUUCGGUAUCAGCUUCCCAACACCCGCUACCUUCUUCAGCACAGGUGGACAGCCGCCGUUCAUCCCGGACUCUGGCACUCCCACCGACACCAACGAGCCUUACACAGCUUGGCUAGACUUUGUGCUCGCGCAACGCAAGGUUCCCCAGACUAUCAGCACUAGUUAUGGAGAUGAUGAGCAAACAGUACCUCGAGCAUUUGCGAACCGUGUCUGUGCCGGCUUUGCUCAACUCGGGGCCCGAGGGACGUCUCUCAUGUUCUCCAGUGGCGAUGGUGGAGUAGGCGAUGGCGAUUCAAACCCUGCGACACAGUCAUGCUUCACUAACGACGGCAGAAACGCUACGCGCUUUAUCCCUGGAUUCCCGGCCUCCUGCCCAUUCGUCACUGCGGUUGGCGCCACGCAACAUGUUCCCGAGGUCGCCGUAUCCCGUUUCUUCUCCGGCGGAGGAUUCAGUGACUUUUUCUCGCGUCCAUCAUACCAGGAUGACGUUGUACCGGCAUACCUUGCCACCCUUCCAAAUGGCACGUUUAAGGGUUUGUUCAAUCCUAACGGCCGCGCAAUCCCGGACGUAUCUGCUCAAGGCGACUUUCUCGCUGUUGUCAUUGGCGGUGAGAAUGCCUUGAUCGGGGGCACUUCCGCCAGCUCGCCUACUUUUGCUGGCAUCAUCUCGCUUGUCAACGAUGCGCGUCUGAGUAAAGGUCUUCCGUCCCUCGGGUUUCUCAACCCACUCAUCUACAAAGCUCAAAUAUCUGCGACCUUCAACGAUAUCACUGUCGGACACAACAGCGGGUGCGGUACCACUGGUUUCAACACUUCAAUCGGAUGGGACCCUGUUACUGGCUUUAGAGUAUUUUCCGAAAUGUAUGUAGGAAUACAUGGAGACAAAUGUACAAAUGCGAGGGAACCGCCAUGA
Peniophora sp. CBMAI 1063 is the source of this 1827-nucleotide messenger RNA. Lineage: Eukaryota; Fungi; Basidiomycota; Agaricomycetes; Russulales; Peniophoraceae. The record is from the annotation of a GenBank genome assembly.